UUCCCUAAAGACUUUAUUGAUCUUGUGGGAAUAAUUGACUUUAUGGAAAUGAUUAUCUUAAUCCUGGCAUGUUUUACCAUCGUGGUGUGUGCAGUACCAGUCCCUUCGCGUGUCCUUCCUCCCUUGCUUUCUCAAGGAGGGGUCACUCAAGCUCAAAGAGUUGUUGAAGCCACAAACCAGCUGCCUGACGCUCAGACGUCGGGCCCUGGGGGCCCUCAGCAGCCACAGCCCGGGGUCCCUCAGCAGCCACAGCCCAGGGGCCCUCAGCAGCCACAGCCCGGGGGCCCUCAGCAGCCACAGCCCGGGGUCCCUCAGCAGCCACAGCCCGGGGUCCCUCAGCAGCCACAGCCCGGGGGCCCUCAGCAGCAGGGUUCCAUGGGAGGGGGCCAGCUGCUGCCUCCCACGCAACAUUAUACAUGGCCUCCACUAGGGGGCAGUCCAAUAAACCUUCGUCUGCAGCCAAGCUUUGACGGAUCCCAGCCUGCUAACCAGCCAAUACUUCCACAGCAGCCUCUGGUUGUUCUUUUCUUCCAGAUUCUCUCUCCUUAUAGAUACAUCCCACUUUUCUCAUCUCCCUAUGGGAAUCAACUGUUCUCCCCAAAUGGAUUCCCACUGAUCCUUGAUUCACCUCUUCCACAAACGCCAGCAAAUCCACCACCGAACAGUCCGGGGGCACCUGCAGAUCCUCCUUCUGCAGAUCCUCCUUCUGGAGCUGCUCCUCAGCAAGUGCAGCAACAACAGAAUCCCCACAUUGUGUUCAUGCUCCAGCAUCCCAAGGCCGCUCCGCUUGGCAGUCUUAGCUCAGAGGAGCUUCAGAUGGCAGCUAGAUUGGGCCAGCUGGGUGUCUACCUGACCACUAUGCUCACAAACUCGCCUGCAGGAACAGUUCAGCCUGUGAGCCAGGCUGCUGGGCUCGUAAACCCAGAGCAGCAAAGCGCUGGGCCGACGUUGGGGGCCUCCUUGGCUGGCGUCCAACCGACACAGGGGCCAGUCAGCUCUGGACCACAGCUGAGCACCAACAGGUUCCCUUCGGGUGUGGAGGCGACUGUGAAAGCCCCCAUUCAAGAACCGCUGGUCUGUGACUGCAGCAACCGCCAGAGAGAACAGACAACACUCUGAGAAGUCUUUUUGGAGCCUUUUUAAUAACCAUAAUAAAGAUUAAUCCUGAA
Messenger RNA from Pseudoliparis swirei, 1169 nucleotides. RefSeq lists its product as uncharacterized. The transcript is spliced from 7 exons. Lineage: Eukaryota; Metazoa; Chordata; Actinopteri; Perciformes; Liparidae. The record is from RefSeq and is a predicted model, not a curated record. Bases 43 to 1119 code for a protein of 358 amino acids.